Penicillium canariense is the source of this 2940-nucleotide messenger RNA. RefSeq names its product IQ calmodulin-binding motif domain protein. The transcript has a single exon. The record is from RefSeq and is a predicted model, not a curated record. The coding region runs from base 1 to 2940 and encodes 979 amino acids. Lineage: Eukaryota; Fungi; Ascomycota; Eurotiomycetes; Eurotiales; Aspergillaceae.
AUGAUGCGCCGCAACUCCGACAUCGAGAUCCAACUCCCUGAUGCGGGGCCAACCCCCCGUUCUCCCGACUCUGUGAAUCAGCCCGACGUGGAAAUGACGUCUGAAGAGCCGGCCCCGCCGCUGAAUCUCCCGCCGCACAUCGCUGCUCGCUUCUACCGCCGAAACAGCAAGGUCCGGCGCUCGUCCGUGGCCUCUUCGCGGCGCAGCUCCAUUUCUUCGCUGCACUCGCACCACUCUAACGCAUCUUCUAAUGGCUCCACAAGCACCGAUCACAUUGCCCAACACCUCCGGCGCACCUCCAUCCUUGAAACCCGCAAAGCCCGACUAGCCGAUCGUGCGCUGCACGCCGAAAAGGUCCGGCUGCGCGCCGCUUUGGCGAAGGCAGCAACCAGAAAUCUGCACAGCGAAGAGCGCGCUUUGGCGGCACAACAAGCCCGGGAGCGCCUGCUGGCCGACAUUGCCGCCAAGUGCGAGGACCAAGUCAAGCGAGCCAAGAAGAAGGCGGAGGACCAGCGGGAGAAACAAGCUGCAGAACACGCACGCCUUCGGCUUGAGAUGGUGGAGAAAUUUGCAGAGGCCGAGAAGCGACGGGCCCUUUACCAGCAGACCCAUCGACGCCAGCGCACGAGCAGCUUGCCGACCGCGGAGGAAAAGAAAAUGGCCCGAGCCGUCACCGCAUCUUUGACCCGGGAUGCUGCCGCUCGAAAGAUCCAGCGAGUGUGGAGGACGCAUCACGCAAAGGCCGUGAUGCAGGAAUUCCGGGCACUCAACUUGUCAGUUGCCCAGGUCCGUGAAAUGUCCUUGGAGAAGGUCGGAGCUUUCCUCUCCAACAAAGACGUCCUGGAUACCAUGACCAAGGUUCUCCGACUCUGCGGGCUGCAAGACAUGGAAGGCGGGGUGAUGUGUGAACGAGGCGCUGUGCGCACAUUUCUCAGCAGCUAUCUAAUUGUCACCCAUCCGACUGAGGUCUUGAGCGGCGAUGGUGAGCAGGAGCAGGACCUAAUCACAAAGGCGCGCGAGCUCCUGGUAGCGUUUGACCAGGUAGUCGCUUUGCUUUUGUCCGGCUGUUGCUCGCCAGCUGUGAUCACUGCCGAUCUGCAGUUUUUGUGCGAAUCGCAUAAUGUUUUUUUCUCAGCGUUCCAUGCAUGGAAGUCGCACGACUCGACCGUCUUGAUUGAAAUCAUGCUUGCGCAGUUUGUCGAAUUAGAACUGAUCUGGCAGACGGUCAAAGAUGACCGGGCUGGGGGCGUUGCAGACGACUAUCGACAGGGCAUCCGUCAAAACCAGAUUCUUCUCCUGGCACGGCUAAAGCGGCUUGCAGGCUCGGACAAAGCCAUGGAGAUGAUCCGGCGUUCGCUCAAGAAGGCCAAGCGAGAGAAGAAGCGCUCUGGCUCGAAGCAGGCCAUUCCUCGGUCUGCGGAGGCCGCGGCGGCUUCAUCGACAGAUGUUCUGACUGAGAGCGUGACAUCUCCUAUCAGCGAGUCCUUUAACAAUGUUGACGCUGCUGUUUUCCAAGAGCUGGAUAAGCAGCGCACGUCUCCACAUGAACACUUUACCAAGAUUCUCACGGCUCUCCCCGAGAACCGGGUUUUGGUGCACGAGCUUCUCCUCAACAAAGAAUACAAGAUAGAAGAGGCAUCGUAUACAGAUCCUAGACGACGAAUUAUGGAGCAUAUGUGCGAACAGAUGAGAGGAGACGUGGAAGCAGGGCAUGGCACUAGCUGGACUGUUGCUAUGGCUACUGUGAUCCAAGAUCGUCUACUACGCUCUCUUCAGCCUGGAAAUUCCCUUUACGUGCUUAUUAGUGAAGUUUUGGACCCCAGCUUGGUCGAGAGUCAGUGCAAAGCCGGCUCGUUUUCCUACGAGAAUUUCUUCGACUUUAUGAACACCAUCCUGCCUCGCCUGUGCGCUCCAUACCGGGACCCAGUCGUCAAAGCAUUUGCGGAGGAUACCUCUGGGGAUGCCAUUGACCGACUGGCGAGGCUGAUGAGCAUCAUUGAUCUGCUCUCACUGGAUCACACCAAUUUCAUGAUUCAGGUUGCCGCGCCACAGCUUAUUCAAGAGGCGCCAGGCUAUGAACAGCGAGCAUUUGACAAGGGUGUUAGCGAUGGCACUAUCACGCUUGGAAAGACGCGGCGAUUCUGGCGGACCCAUGGGAAGAUUAUGGUAGACGAAGUGAAGAAGCGCGACCCGGAGAAUAUCCACGGAGAACCUCGUCCGUCUGCCUCGCGCGUGUAUGCUCGUGGCCUUGCAGACUUGGUGCUGAGCAAUGCCAUGGUGUCUGAGGAUUUGAUUCCAGAGACAUUGGCCCUUGACCAACCGAGGCUGGAGCGACUGCAUGCGAAAGCGUUCCAGAUUGUGGCGACGGCGUCCAUUUUGCUGACCGCCAAGAACUUGCUGAAGCGAGAUGCACGGUCUCAAUGGAAACCAGAGGCUGAUCGGAUUCUGUCUCUGAACUUUAACGAGAUCAGCGCAGAACGCGUGCACUCCAUUCUCGAGUCGACGCAUCCCAUGCCACCCGCUGCCAGUGCCCAACUAGCAGCCACUAUCAGGCGGGUUCUUGCACCGGUCGCGACCGCGAGUGCUUCCGCCACACUUCAGUCGACAGUGCAGAUCCAUCCUGGGGCAUCUUCCGAGGCAUCGGCAGCUGAGUCGACCAGGAGCGGGCCAUCCGCGUCGGGUUUCACAGACCCAGUGGCCAAGCUCAUCCUCUCGCGUCUGCGGAGUCAUAUCCUCUCUCGUCUCAGUGCAUCGAGUGCCUCCGAGCGAGUACGGGCGACCACGACCGCCAGCCAGAGUCUGGCCGGAGCGGGCAUGCCCGAGUUUGUCAGUGAAGUCGGAAAGUUAUUUGACGAACUGGAGAAAGUGCGGGAGGUAGAUUGGCUCUGCCACAGCAGCGUUUACGAGCGUCUAUACGAAGAAGGCGUCUCUCCACAGUGA